Histoplasma mississippiense is the source of this 165-nucleotide messenger RNA. RefSeq lists its product with no specific name. NCBI's taxonomy places the organism in Eukaryota, Fungi, Ascomycota, Eurotiomycetes, Onygenales, Ajellomycetaceae. The record is from RefSeq and is a predicted model, not a curated record. The transcript is spliced from 4 exons. The coding region runs from base 1 to 165 and encodes 54 amino acids.
AUGCAUGAAUAUAUCCCCCUCUCUCACAAAUUCAGUAUGAUAAAAGCAGCAUUCCAACAUAACUGGGUGUGGCAGGGGGGGGGUUCAAAUUUAAUACCUGACACUAAACACCGAUCAAAAGAAUACAACUUCAACCUCAUACACUCAUCGAUUGUAGCUGCUUGA